Messenger RNA from Drosophila novamexicana, 532 nucleotides. RefSeq lists its product as uncharacterized. The record is from RefSeq and is a predicted model, not a curated record. NCBI's taxonomy places the organism in Eukaryota, Metazoa, Arthropoda, Insecta, Diptera, Drosophilidae. The transcript has a single exon. Bases 102 to 506 code for a protein of 134 amino acids.
CAGAGCACGCAGUGAUCCCCAGCUGAACGGGCUGAAUAGGCGUGCCUCGAUCUUCGAUAAAGUUUUAGACAACUUACAGAUUUAUAGCUAAAAGUCUCGCCAUGCAAGUCAAAUUAGUUUCAAGUCAGCUCUGGCUGAUUUGCCUGGCAUUUUUGCCGCUGAUCGCGGCUAAUGCUGAGUAUCGCGCCUCACCAAAGCUCGCAGGACCCGCCGCUCAUCUGGCACACAGUCCAGAGGAUAAUAUGCUCAACUCACUGGAUGCGGCCCUCGAGAAGAUAUCCCAUGUCUAUAUGCAAGCCCUGCUGUCGGGCACCCACACACCAGAGCUGGAGAUCUCUUUGCGCGCUCUGGAGAUGGAGCUAUACGAGCUGCUCGAUCAGCUGUACAAGCAGCAGCGCCUGAAGGACUAUAUGAAAUAUGAGGCGGAAGUGACGCGACAAAUGAUUAUCUAUAACCUGCUCAAGGAGCUCUUUGGCUAUACGCAGCACAGCGAGAAAUCAAAGUAAAAGUGCAUUCAUGAGUUGCGGUUCAA